UUGCGUUUGGCCGUUAGGGUAAGCAUCCACUGCAAGAGCGACCUGGAUACUCGGCACCGUUUGCAGAGGCCAGCGUGGAAGAAGAUGGCCACGCUAGGCGUUGCUCCCGUACUUGGAGCAGCAUUGGUCAUUGCAGCAUUCGCCGCCACUGUUACAAGUGUGCGAGCCAUCGGCGUGUGCUACGGCGUGAACGGCAACAACCUCCCCUCCCGGAGCGACGUCGUGAAACUCUACAAAUCCAAUGGAAUCGGCAACAUGCGUAUCUACUUCGCCGACCAGCAGGCCUUGGACGCCCUGCGCGGCUCGGGCAUCGGCCUGGUCCUCGACGUCGGCAACAACAAGGUCGGCGACCUCGCCGCCAGCCCCUCCAACGCAGCGUCCUGGGUCCGGGACAACGUGCAGGCCUACUACCCGGACGUGAGCAUCAUGUACAUCGCCGUUGGGAACGAGCUCACCGGAACCGCUGACAUCCUCUCGGCCAUGCGGAACGUCCACGACGCCCUCGUGUCGGCCGGCCUCGCCGGAAGCAUCAGGGUGUCUACGGCGGUGAGCAUGGACACGGUCGAAAAGUCCUCGCCGCCCUCCGACGGCGUGUUCAAGGACGCCUCAGUGAUGUCGCCCAUCGUGCAGUUCCUGGCCAGCAACGGCGCGCCGCUCCUCGUCAACGUGUACCCCUACUUCGCCUACAAGGGCGACAAGGGCAUCGACCUCAACUACGCGCUGUUCCAGCCGAGCUCGACCACGGUACGUGACCCCAACGGGCUCACCUACAACAACCUCUUCGACGCGAUGGUGGACGCCGUCCACGCCGCGCUGGACAAGGCGGGCGGAGGCAACGUCAACGUCGUGGUGUCUGAGAGCGGGUGGCCCUCGGCCGACGGGAGGGGCGCCAGCGUGGACAACGCGCGGACCUACAACCAGAACCUGAUCGACCACGCGGGCAAGGGCACGCCGAGGAAGCCCGGGCCGAUGGAGGUGUACGUGUUCGCCAUGUUCAACGAGAACCUCAAGCGUGGGGACCCCACAGAGAAGAAGUUUGGGCUGUUCAAUCCAGACAAAUCUCCAGUUUAUCCUAUUAAUUUCAAGUGAAAUUAGGUAAAGCAGGGGUAUGAGCAGGAUUGCAGGAUCACUAUGCGUACUUUAAUCACCGUGGAUAAACAAAAAUCAAAUAAUUCGACGAAAAAAAAGACUUGAAUAAGCUGGAAGAAGAGCAAGAGAGACGCAAUAUUUGGUUUGGGAAUCGAUAUACUACUUCUUGAAGCACUGUUUGUGUGGUAUAUACUAGAUGUCUAGAAUAUAUUUGUUGCCGUUUGCUGUGC
Phragmites australis (common reed) is the source of this 1319-nucleotide messenger RNA. RefSeq names its product glucan endo-1,3-beta-glucosidase GII-like. The record is from RefSeq and is a predicted model, not a curated record. Gene Ontology annotation, cellular component: plasma membrane. Gene Ontology annotation, biological process: carbohydrate metabolic process. The transcript is spliced from 2 exons. The coding region runs from base 85 to 1089 and encodes 334 amino acids. NCBI's taxonomy places the organism in Eukaryota, Viridiplantae, Streptophyta, Magnoliopsida, Poales, Poaceae. Gene Ontology annotation, molecular function: hydrolase activity, hydrolyzing O-glycosyl compounds.